Molecule: messenger RNA, 1678 nt
Organism: Acanthopagrus latus (yellowfin seabream)
Lineage: Eukaryota; Metazoa; Chordata; Actinopteri; Spariformes; Sparidae
Product: endoplasmic reticulum-Golgi intermediate compartment protein 2-like
Exons: 14
Coding region: 186-1331 (381 amino acids)
Biological process (GO): endoplasmic reticulum to Golgi vesicle-mediated transport; retrograde vesicle-mediated transport, Golgi to endoplasmic reticulum
Cellular component (GO): COPII-coated ER to Golgi transport vesicle; endoplasmic reticulum; membrane
Source: RefSeq, a predicted model, not a curated record
AGGCGAGCCCCGCCCCCCUCGCUCCCCGGAGUGCUAGCAUGGAGGCAUCAAGGUGCUGCAGCAUCCAGGUGUCAUCCAGACAUCUGUCAUAACAUGACGACUGUGGCUUCUAUGGACACUUUACCGCGAGGUAACACCUGAAUACAUGAUACGAGAGGAGGUGGAGAUCAGCCCAGAACCUGAAGAUGAGGCGUCUGUCACGUAAGAAAGCCCUGAGCCUGGUGAAGGAGCUGGACGCCUUCCCCAAAGUGUCUGAGAGCUACGUGGAGACGUCAGCCUCCGGAGGAACAGUGUCCCUGAUAGCCUUCAGUGCCAUGGCUCUCCUGGCUAUCUUAGAGUUCUUUGUUUAUAGAGACACUUGGAUGAAAUACGAGUAUGAAGUUGACAAGGACUUUUCCAGUAAAUUGAGAAUAAAUAUUGACAUCACAGUCGCCAUGAAAUGCCAGCACGUCGGAGCAGAUAUUCUGGACCUGGCUGAGACCAUGAUCACCUCCAGCGGCCUCCAGUACGAGCCCGCGAUUUUUGAACUGUCCCCAAAUCAGAGACUGUGGCAAAGCACGUUGACGGUCAUUCAGAGCCGGCUGAGAGAGGAACACGCGCUUCAGGAAGUCCUUUACAAAACCCUGCUCAAAGGAGGUCCAACCGCCCUGCCACCACGGGAGGAUGCCUCCAUGGAGCCGCUCAACGCCUGCAGGAUACACGGGCACGCCUACGUCAACAAGGUGGCCGGAAACCUUCACAUCACUGUUGGAAAGCCCAUUCACCAUCCUCAGGGUCACGCCCACAUUGCAGCCUUUGUGAGCCAUGACACGUACAACUUCUCUCAUCGAAUAGACCAUUUAUCUUUCGGGGAGGAGAUACCAGGCAUCAUCAAUCCUCUGGACGGCACCGAGAAAAUCACCUACAACAAUAACCAGAUGUUCCAGUACUUCAUCACGGUGGUUCCGACCAGGCUGAACACAUACACGAUAUCUGCAGACACACACCAGUUCUCUGUGACCGAGCGGGAGCGGGUGAUAAACCACGCAGCGGGCAGUCACGGCGUCUCCGGCAUCUUUGUGAAGUACGACACCAGCUCUCUGAUGGUGACGGUCAGCGAGCAGCACAUGCCGCUGUGGCAGUUCCUGGUGCGACUGUGCGGCAUCAUCGGGGGAAUAUUCUCCACCACAGGAAUGCUCCAUGGGCUUGUUGGCUUCUGCUUCGAUGUUGUCUGCUGUCGCUUCAAACUUGGAGUCUAUCGGCCCAGACAGGAUGUGCAGCUGCAUCACCACAUGAACAAUCUCAACAAUCACCAGACUCCUUUGUUGGCUGACAACGUCCCUCAGGAGUAACGGCCACCGUCAGACUGCUGAUUCUGCCUUCUGUCCCGACAAAUCAGUUAUUAUUUCCCUGCUUUCUCCUUCUCUCCCAGUAGGAGAUGAUUCUUUUUUAAUUUUCCACAUUACCAUACCUCAUGAAAUUGUUUUUUUACUGAAAAAUGUAAAGGGACCUAUUAGGCAUCGUACUGUUAACUUUAAAGAUAUUAAAAGUUCACAUUAGAUGAAUGCGCCUUAGGAAAAUGUUCUGCAGUCAUUUGAUUUAUCAUAUAUAUCUCUGUCCACCACAUUGUAUUUAUCGUGUCUGAAUGUGUGUGCUUUUCUUAACUUUAUACAUGCCUUUAAAAACAUUUCCUUUUUAA